Messenger RNA from Dryobates pubescens (Downy woodpecker), 4339 nucleotides. It is a transcript of the gene NT5M, whose product is annotated as 5',3'-nucleotidase, mitochondrial. The record is from RefSeq and is a predicted model, not a curated record. Gene Ontology annotation, biological process: pyrimidine deoxyribonucleotide catabolic process. NCBI's taxonomy places the organism in Eukaryota, Metazoa, Chordata, Aves, Piciformes, Picidae. The transcript is spliced from 5 exons. Gene Ontology annotation, molecular function: 5'-nucleotidase activity. The coding region runs from base 463 to 1161 and encodes 232 amino acids.
CCGUACCCCGCAGCUCCGGGGAAGGGGAGGGAGCGGCGCUUAAAGCGGGCGGGAGCCGCGGUGCUGCCGCGCCGUCGCAAGGCGCUUGUGCCGCUUUAAGGCGGUGCCGCCGCUCCGAGCUUGGUCAGGCACCGGGAAGAGGAACUGGGCUUUGUACUGCCGGGUCGGGCCGAGCACCGGGCGGCACCAGUUUCCCCCUAGCCCCGCUGCUGCCGCAGCUGCUCCUGCCUGCUUCGCGCUCGCUGCAAGGGAGGGAUGGAGGGGGAGGAAGCGGUGGGGCGAGGUCGGGUCUCUGCAUCCCCACCGCGCCCCUCCUGCAGCCCCUCUGCUCCCCUUUGCGUCCCCCUUGCAUCCCUCCCGCACCUUCCUUCUGCUUGCAGGCUGCGUGCUUGAAAUAAAGGACCCCCUCCCCAUCCCUGCCCGGAGAUCCCCUCCAUCCCCUGCCCCUCGUUCCCUGCCACCAUGAUUUUGCUGAGCAGCUUCUUGCACCUUCGCCCUCGGCGCUGCGGCCCCUUCGCAGGGCUGGGCAGGGGGCUCAGCCCCACGGCCGGGUCCAGCCGGGCUCUGCGGGUGCUGGUGGACAUGGACGGGGUGCUGGCUGACUUCGAGGGAGGCUUCCUCAAGAAGUUCAGGGCCAGGUACCCCGACAAGCCCUACAUUGCCCUCGAGGACCGGAGGGGCUUCUGGGUGUCAGAGCAAUACGGGCGCCUGGGACGUGAGCUGAGUGAGAAAGCCAUCAGCAUCUGGGAAUCCAAAAACUUCUUCAUUGAGCUGGACCCACUCCCUGGGGCUGUGGAAGCUGUCAAGCAAAUGGCAAGUUUGGCAGACACUGAUGUGUUCAUCUGCACAAGCCCAAUCAAGAAGUAUCGCUACUGCCCUUAUGAGAAGUAUGCCUGGGUGGAGAAGCACUUUGGCCCCGAGUUCCUUGAGCAGAUCGUUCUGACACGAGACAAGACUGUGGUUUCUGCUGACCUGCUUAUAGAUGACAGACCUGAUAUAACAGGGGCUGAGCUGAACCCCAGCUGGGAGCACGUGCUCUUCACAGCCUGCCACAACAAGCACCUGCAGCUGAAGCCCCCAAGGCGCAGGCUGCAGUCCUGGACCGACGACUGGAAGGCCAUUCUGGACAGCAAACGCCUGCCCCCCCGCCCAGCCACCUAAACACCAGCCUCCCACAGCCACCCCGGGCUGUGCCACCCCCUUGUGUCCCCAUGGAGUCCUGCUGAAAGCUGGGCAGACAGACAGACACGCUGUCCCUGCUGUAGGGAGGAAGAGGAGGGUGAGCUGAAGCACCAUGGCCACCCUGACCUGGAGAGCAGACCCCAGCCUGGCCAUUCCACAAGAGCCCAGCAACAAGAUUGGACCCAUGGAUGUGGCAGCCCAGCUGGGGGGCUUUCUGCUUCUGGCUCCUGGGGUCUCUGUGCUGCAUCUGCACCCACUGUGAGGCCAGCCCAGUGUUUCUGAUGGAUGAGGUCACCCUCAUGGUGUCACUGCCCUUGCCUGGGGCACAGGGGGCACAGACCAGCUCUCCUCCUCUGCAUGACAGUGGGCAUCACACAGGUGGUUCGUUUUGUCCUUGAAGGAAUUCCCAUCGAGGGGCUGUCUCGGGCCGUGGUUCCUCCUGGUCAGUGCCUGGGUCUAGGGAGAGGGCAGGAGGAGUGAGCAGAGGGAUCCCCACCUGCCCCCAUCCCUGAGGAGUUGCCACAGUUUUAGAGCUGGGGCUUUAGAGCUGAUUUGGGCUGAAGAGAGGAGGCUCUUCUCCCACCUGCUCAUCAGCUCAUUGCGCAGGGGCAGCCUGCCCAGGGCACCUCUGGGGCAGCGAGCAGGUGGCAGCAGAGCCAGCAAGAACCCUUCCUGGGAAGUGGGCAUUUCCUGCAGGAGCUCAUGGCUCACCCUGCCAGGGAUCUGAAAGCAACUCCUAGGAUUUCAAGGUCAGGAAGGACUGCACAUGCAGGCUGCAUGCCCAGAUCACCUCAUCUUCCUCCUCCUGGUAGUGUCUGACCUCAGCCUGCCAGGAAAGCUCUGGGUAAGCAUCCUCUGGGCACCCUGCUUCCAUGCAGAAGGUCCUGAGUGCUGCAUCCCAUCAGGGACAGGGACAGUUGAUGCCACAGUGCAGGUGAAGCCACCUGGAAGGAUGCUGCUGGGUGGAGAAGUGAGGCUGGUGGAGGAGCUCUGGCAGUGCUAGGAAGUGAGCAAAGCAGAGGCACCAUGGAGGUCCAGAGGGCAGCUUGAAGGUUGCGUUGGUCAAGGACUGUCAUGGUUGCAUCUGUGGAUGCUCUUUUCAGUCCUCAAGUACCACAUGUUGGGGGGCUGUUGCUGUUUACAGUUGGGGAGCCCAUCAGAGGUGCCCACAAGGUUGUAUCACAGGGUUGGUUCAUUUGCAGCUCCACCGCUGGGUAUCUGGGGACAGAGCGUGCUGCCAGUCCCACUCGCCUCACCCUGCAGUGAGGUGUUCAGCUGCCUGGCCAGUGUGAAGGGCCUGCAGCAUAUGGGCCUGUACCAGCCACCCACUGCCAGGUGACUGUGCCAGGGCUGCUGGGCACAAAAAGUGGAGCGUUUGCACCAAGGAGCAGCUCCAGGAGGGAUGCUUUUGCAGAGCUGUGCCCACAGCCUCUUCCUUCGCUGCCUGACUCAUUUCUGUCUCCCCAAGCCUGCACCAGGCUGGCCUUGACCUGCAGUGACCCAGCUGGCACCAGAAAGCAGCCAUCAGCCUCCACCUGAACUCAGAGAAGAGACAUCCCAGCUGCUGGGGACAUGGCCUGGCCAGUCCAAACAGGACCCCAUGCUGGACUGCCCCAGCAAAGCUCUGGGGAUGUGUUGGGUGCUUCAGGACUGAUGUGGUGCCCAUCACUGCUGGCACCAUUCUGCCCCUGCUCCUGCCUGCCCCCAUGCCACCUGGGAUCCCACAGCCUGCUCCUGCUCUCCUGGCCUGAGGACUUGCUGGCUCCAAGGACUAAAAUUCCUGUUGGGACAUCUCGCCCCGUGGGCAGGGGUGGUAGCCAGGGCUUGGCAAGGGACAGGCAUUGCUGUGUUGUCUGCUCAUACCUUUGACUUGCCUCUCCUCUCUUCUAUGGGCCCCCCCCAUCAGCAAAAAAAAAGUGAGUUUCAAGCUGCAUAGACAAGAAAUGACCUAUUUCAGCUGCAGCAGCUGCCCCCACCCCCUGGAGGGGCUCCUGAAGUCGGUGCUUCAAACUUGUGCCUUCUCUAGCUGCUGUGGGGCCAGGGCCAGGGUCUGCAUCAUCUUGGGUGUCUCUGAAGGCUGCUGUCUCUUGGGAUGGUUGGUGUCAAGCUGCUGUGGUUGGCCCAGGCUGGUAGGAGUUACCACAAGGAUCUUUUAUUAGUUUGAAGAUUUUUUUUUUUACUUUUUCUUCUUUUUUUUUUCCUCUUCUUCCUUUUCUCUGUUUAAACCACUGUGUACUUCUCCAGGUGGGGGCUUUGGUGUGGGAGCAGCCACCUGAGAUGCAGCCAAGAAUCACCUUGGUUGGGGCUUUGUAGAUGGGGAGCUGGGACAGCAGGUAGAGCACCAUGGGCAGCCACUAAGGCCACCAAGCAUCACAGAUGGAGUCCCAGCAGCUACUAGCUCCUUCCUGCAGCUGGGGUGGCCUCAUGAGGUCCCAGCUGCUUGGUUUUUUUCCCCACCAUUUAAAUGUGAGUUCAUCAAGUUCUCCACAGUCUUCUCACAGCCUGUCCUCAAGCUGAAGCUGGGUCUGGCAUGUCAUUCCAGCAGCUGCCCAAAGCAGCCACCUUCCUCCAAGGGUGGGAUGAUGGACGUGGAGACUGGGCUGGACGUGAGGCAUGUGGCUCUCUGGCCCCAGUGUGUCUUUCCCCCUCGGUGGGAGGUGGUCCUGGAGAGCCUGUGUGGCUUCACACUGAAUAUACUUGAAAGCAGAGCUGGAGCUUCUCAUGCCUGAGGAUCUGACUCAGCACAGAAGUGCAGAGCAGGUAGCUGGCCUGUGUGCAGCUGCUGAGCAGGGGGCUGGGAGGUGGCUCUCUGUUGCCCAAGGAUCAGCCCUUUCAGCAUUCAAGCCCUUCUGUGGCCAGCUCACAUGCACAGAGCUUUGGUUUGUCACUGCACGUUUAUAAACCCAGGGCUGUUGAGGAGCACUGCAAUAAACACUGAGGUUUGUUGGCAUCCAGCUUCCUAGCAAUGGAGUUUGGGUUCUGCAGUUUCCCACCUGUGGCUCUGCCCUCUGCCUGGGGACCUGAAGGCUUGGGCAAGUCCUUGUGUUCAAAAAGCCUGAAACCAGCCCACAUCAGUGCCCUUACCCCAUCAGACAGAGUCCUUGUGAGGACUUGGGUGGGGGUUAGGUAGCAAUCAGCUUCCUAAAGAUCUGUGAUA